AUGGCUGGUCAGUCUGAGCCUGCUCCUCUGUCCAUCUCCUUCUCUGCAUCAGGGUUCCAAGCCACUUACCAGUUGGGUGUGGCCCAGAGCAUGUUGGACCUGGCCCCGUUGGUGCUACAAGCAGCCCCUAAGGUAAUGGGGGCCUCGGCCGGGUCCCUGGUAGCUGCUGCUUUGGUCUGUGGAUCCAGCCUAGACAUGGUGCGUGAUGAGAUGCUGAGGUUUGCGCUGCAGAGGAGGGGGCCACUGCAACCGGCGGGGAACGUGUUUGUGUGGAUAGAAGGUCUGUUGCGCCACUCGCUACCAGACGACGCCCACAUCCGGGCCAGUGGACGCCUCGCCGUCGUCAUGACGCGCAUCCCAGAUGGACAGAAUACUGUGGUGUCAGAGUUCACAUCCCGAGAGGACGUUGUGCAGGCUCUGUUGUGCAGCUGCUUUAUCCCUGGGUACCAUGGUAUACAGCCACCGUCUUACAAAGGAGUGCAUUAUGUGGACGGUGGUUUGUCCAGUAUCCAGCCAACUCACUCCUCUCCCUAUGCACACACCCUCACUGUGUCACCAUUCGCUGGAGAGGCGGACAUCUGUCCACCAGACCCUGGCUCCAUGUAUGUCAUCGUCAUGAGCGGCAUGCCCCUCAACUGCAGUGUGGCCAACGUUUACCGGAUCCUUGAAGCCCUCUACCCCUACAACUGGGAGGUUGGAUCCCAAAACAACUCUUACUCUCUCUACCCAGCCCUCUACCUCUCCACCCAGGCCUCUACCUCUCCAGCAAGCCCUCUACCCCUCCACCAAGCCCUCUACCACUCCACCCAGCCCUCUACCACUCAACCCAGCCCUUUACCCCUCCACCCAGCCCUCUACCCAUUCACACAGCCCUCCACCGAGCCUUCUGCCCCUCCACCCAGCCCUCUACCUUUCCAACCAGCCCUCUACUCCUUCCCCUAG
Salvelinus sp. IW2-2015 is the source of this 942-nucleotide messenger RNA. RefSeq names its product patatin-like phospholipase domain-containing protein 4. Gene Ontology annotation, molecular function: triacylglycerol lipase activity. Gene Ontology annotation, biological process: triglyceride catabolic process; lipid homeostasis. Gene Ontology annotation, cellular component: lipid droplet; membrane; cytoplasm. Lineage: Eukaryota; Metazoa; Chordata; Actinopteri; Salmoniformes; Salmonidae. The record is from RefSeq and is a predicted model, not a curated record.